Messenger RNA from Aspergillus sclerotioniger CBS 115572, 1587 nucleotides. It is a transcript of the gene rglA, whose product is annotated as putative rhamnogalacturonase B. The transcript has 12 exons. Gene Ontology annotation, biological process: pectin catabolic process. Lineage: Eukaryota; Fungi; Ascomycota; Eurotiomycetes; Eurotiales; Aspergillaceae. The record is from RefSeq and is a predicted model, not a curated record. The coding region runs from base 1 to 1587 and encodes 528 amino acids. Gene Ontology annotation, molecular function: carbohydrate binding; carbon-oxygen lyase activity, acting on polysaccharides.
AUGUUGUCAAGACCUUUGCUUUUAUCGCUUCUCUCACUGUCCGCCCAGGUCGUGAAUGCGGAUUUUGGAAUCACGACCAGUGAUGAUUCCUAUGUCAUAAAUGCCAAUUCCCCCAAUUCGCUGCAGUUCACAGUGAACCGCGGUAGCUGCGAUAUUACUUCUAUCGUGUAUUACGGCUCAGAGCUGCAGUAUUCCAGUGUGGGCAGUCAUAUCGGCUCUGGUCUGGGGACUGCGACAGUUUCUGCCACUCAGGAUGGCGACUAUAUCAAAGUGACCUGUGAAACUGACACGUUGACUCAAUAUAUGGUGGUUCACAAUGGGGACCCUAUCAUACACAUGGCAACCUACAUCACAGCAGAACCAUCCAUCGGCGAACUGCGUUUCAUUGCUCGGCUCAACUCAGACUUGCUGCCCAAUGAGGAGCCAUUCGGAGAUGUCUCCAACACCGCUAAUGGGGAGGCCAUUGAAGGAUCUGAUGUGUUUCUGGUGGAUGGAGAAACUCGUAGCAAGUUCUAUUCCAGCCAGCGUUUCAUCGACGACCAACGGCACUGCAUUGCGGGUGAUGCGCACCGCGUUUGCAUGAUCCUGAAUCAGUACGAAAGCUCUUCUGGUGGCCCGUUCCAUAGGGAUAUCAACUCCAACAACGGAGGCAGUUACAAUGCCCUCUACUGGUACAUGAAUUCGGGCCAUGUUCAAACCGAGUCCUACCGCAUGGGCCUUCACGGGCCCUAUUCGAUGUACUUUAGCCGCAGCGGCACCCCCAGCACCGACAUUGAUACAUCCUUCUUCGCAGAUCUCGACAUCAAGGGUUAUGUAGCUGAGACAGGCAGGGGAACAGUGUCGGGAACAGCAUCUGGUGCUGAUUCAAACUUUGACUGGGUUGUUCAUUGGUACAAUGACGACGCACAGUACUGGACAUACACCUCGUCCGGUGGUAGCUUCACCUCUCCAGCCAUGAAGCCCGGAACAUACACCAUGGUCUACUACCAAGGCGAGUACGCGGUUGCCGAAAGUUCCGUCACGGUCACCGCAGGCUCGAGCACCAGCAAGGACAUUUCCGGAUCAGUCUCGACAGGAACCACUAUCUUCAAGAUUGGCGACUGGGACGGACAGCCAACUGGUUUCCGCAACGCCGGAAACCAGCUCCGGAUGCACCCAUCCGACUCCCGAAUGUCCUCCUGGGGCCCACUAACCUACACCGUGGGCAGUUCCUCCCUGACUGACUUUCCCAUGGCGAUCUUCAAGGACACCUACAGCCCCGUGACGAUUAAGUUCACUGCAACGUCGUCUCAGACGGGAGCAGCGACGCUCCGCAUCGGAACCACGCUGUCCUUUGCAGGAGGCCGUCCUCAAGCCACGAUCAAUUCUUACAAAGGAUCUGCUCCAUCUGCGCCUACAAAUCUGAACUCUCGCGGGGUUACCCGUGGUGCAUACAGAGGAUACGGGGAGGUUUAUGAUGUGUCCAUUCCAUUGGGAACGAUCGUGGAGGGCACGAAUACGAUCACGAUCGAUGUCAUUUCUGGUAGUUCUGGAGAUGAAUUUUUGAGUCCGAACUUUAUCUUUGACUGUGUGGAGCUUUUCCAGUGA